UUUUGAAAAAAUAUAGUUUUUUUUAGUUGAUCUGAUUGACUUAUUCAGUUUUGCUUCAAUAAUAGUGGAGUAUAAGUUCAAUUAAAUGGCUCGGUUGGUUCUUCAAUCCAAAGGCUCGAAUUUGACGAAGACGGGUCUCUUGGGCUUACUGUCCUCCGUUAAUCUCAACACAACUCGUCGUGGUAGUUGCUUUCAUAGCUCAGUGAAGAAUUUCUCUAGAAAUAGGCAAUACUUUUGUUCAGAGGUUACUUGUUGGAGAGGUCAACAGUUUCACCAUUUGUCAUCAUAUGUGAGUUGCUUUAGGAGGUCUAAGCAAACAGGCAGGAGGUUGAUUUGUUCAGUUGCAACAGAAGCCCUACCUACCCAGGUUGAAGAGUCCAAAAUGGACACCCCAAAAGAGAUCUUUCUGAAAGAUUACAAGGUGCCCGAGUACUACUUUGACUCGGUGGAUUUAAAGUUUUCUCUGGGAGAGGAAAAAACAAUUGUUCAUUCACAAAUUACUGUUUUCCCCAGAGUCGAAGGUGCUUCUUCUCCAUUGGUCUUGGAUGGGCAAGAUCUGAAGCUGUUAUCAAUUAAAGUUAAUGGCAAAGAAUUGAAGGAAGGGGAUUUCCACUUGGAUUCACGCCAUCUUAUUCUCCCAUCACUUCCAAGUGCUAGAUUCACUCUGGAAAUAGUUACUGAAAUAUAUCCUCAGAGCAACACAUCUUUAGAGGGCCUUUAUAAGUCCUCUGGGAACUUCUGCACACAAUGUGAAGCUGAGGGUUUUCGGAAGAUCACAUUUUUCCAGGACCGACCUGAUAUCAUGGCCAAAUUUACUUGUCGCAUUGAAGCUGAUAAGACCCUAUAUCCUGUAUUGUUAUCUAAUGGGAAUCUUAUAGAACAAGGGGACCUUGAGGGUGACAGGCACUUUGUCCUUUGGGAGGAUCCAUUCAAGAAGCCAAGUUACCUGUUUGCACUUGUCGCUGGACAGUUGGAGAGCAGAGACGAUUCAUUCAUUACUCGCUCAGGGCGGAAGGUGUCCUUGAGUAUCUGGACCCCAGCACAAGAUAUACCAAAGACGGUCCAUGCUAUGUAUUCUCUUAAGGCAGCCAUGAAAUGGGAUGAGGAUGUUUUCGGUCUUGAGUAUGACCUGGAUCUCUUUAAUAUUGUGGCUGUCCCAGAUUUUAACAUGGGAGCCAUGGAAAACAAGAGUUUGAAUAUAUUUAAUUCAAAGCUUGUCUUGGCAUCACCGGAAACUGCUUCGGAUGCAGAUUAUGCUGCAAUUUUAGGAGUUAUCGGUCAUGAGUAUUUCCACAAUUGGACUGGAAACAGAGUGACUUGUCGUGAUUGGUUCCAGCUUAGCUUGAAGGAAGGUCUCACUGUCUUCAGGGAUCAGGAAUUUUCUUCUGACAUGGGGAGCCAUACAGUUAAACGGAUUGCCGAUGUUUCAAGGCUUCGCAAUUAUCAGUUCCCACAGGAUGCUGGUCCUAUGGCUCAUCCAGUUCGACCACAUUCAUAUAUCAAGAUGGACAACUUCUACACUGUAACGGUCUAUGAGAAGGGAGCUGAAGUCGUCAGGAUGUACAAAACAUUGCUGGGUAGUGAAGGGUUCAGAAAAGGCAUGGAUCUUUAUUUUAGAAGACAUGACGGUCAAGCUGUAACAUGUGAAGAUUUCUUUGCUGCCAUGCGAGAUGCCAAUUGUGCAGACUUCUCUAAUUUCUUAUUAUGGUACUCUCAAGCGGGGACACCCCUUGUGAAAGUUACUUCAUCCUACAAUGCUGAAGCACGGACUUAUUCUCUAAAAUUCAGUCAAGAGGUGCCAUCAACUCCAGGGCAGCCAGUGAAAGAACCUAUGUUCAUUCCGGUGGCAGUAGGCCUCCUAGAUAAAAAUGGGAAGGAUAUGCCACUCAUUUCUGUGUAUCAUGAAGGGAUGCUGCAGUCAGUUGAAAAGAAUAGUCAACCUGUUUUCACUACAGUACUCCAAGUGAAAAAGAAGGAAGAAGAAUUCAUAUUCUCUGAUAUACCUGAGCAUCCAACUCCAUCUCUUUUACGGGGUUACAGCGCUCCUAUCCGUCUUGAUUCUGAUCUUACUAAUAGUGACCUGUUUUUCCUGCUUGCUCAUGAUUCGGAUGAAUUCAACCGUUGGGAAGCAGGUCAGAUAUUGGCAAGAAAGCUGAUGCUCAGCUUGGUGGCUGAUUACCAGCAAAGCAAAGAGUUGGUUCUUAAUCCGAAAUUUGUGCAAGGGAUCAAAAGCAUACUUUCUGAUUCAAGCUUGGAUAAAGAAUUUAUUGCCAAGGCGAUAACUCUGCCAGGGGAAGGGGAGAUAAUGGACAUGAUGGAAGUCGCAGAUCCUGAUUCUGUGCAUGCCGUUCGGACUUUCAUUAAGAAGAAACUCGCUUCAGAACUAAAAGCAGAGUUUCUCAGCACAGUUGAGGGAAGCAGAAGUUUAGAGCCCUAUGUAUUUGACCAUCAUAAUAUGGCCAGGCGAGCUCUGAAGAACAUUGCUCUGGCCUACCUCGCAUCACUUGAAGAUCCAGAAACCACCGAGCUUGCUUUGUACGAGUACAACUCUGCUACGAACAUGACUGAACAGUUUGCAGCUUUGGCAGCUAUUGCCCAGAGUCCUAGUAAAACCCGUGAUGAUGUGCUUGCUGAUUUCUAUAGCAAGUGGGAGAAUGACUUUUUGGUUGUGAAUAAAUGGUUUGCGCUACAAGCCACAUCAGAUAUUCCUGGAAAUGUUGAGAAUGUCCGGAAACUCUUGGAGCAUCCUGCAUUCGACUUGCGCAAUCCAAACAAGGUGUACUCACUGAUUGGAGGAUUUUGCGGAUCUCCUGUGAAUUUCCAUGCUAAGGAUGGAUCAGGCUACCAAUUUUUGGGAGAUAUUGUGGUGCGGCUGGACAAAUUAAACCCACAGGUGGCCUCCCGCCUGGUAUCAGCGUUCUCAAGAUGGAGGCGUUACGAUGAGACCAGGCAAAACUUUGCCAAGGCACAACUAGAGAUGAUAAUGUCCACCAAUGGAUUAUCAGAGAACGUAUUUGAGAUUGCGUCAAAAAGCUUAGCCGCUUGAUUGCACUAUGGAAACUGGUUUUCCUUGCUAUUCCAUCAAUUCCCCC
Telopea speciosissima is the source of this 3092-nucleotide messenger RNA. Its product is annotated as puromycin-sensitive aminopeptidase-like. NCBI's taxonomy places the organism in Eukaryota, Viridiplantae, Streptophyta, Magnoliopsida, Proteales, Proteaceae. Gene Ontology annotation, biological process: proteolysis. The transcript has 33 exons. The coding region runs from base 86 to 3046 and encodes 986 amino acids. Gene Ontology annotation, cellular component: chloroplast. Gene Ontology annotation, molecular function: zinc ion binding; metallopeptidase activity. The record is from RefSeq and is a predicted model, not a curated record.